GGCCCGGGCUGCAGGUCGCCAUGGGCCUGCGCUGGGCGCUACUGCUGCUGCUCACCCUGCCGCUGGGCCGGGCCCGCAACGUGCUGCUCCUCGUGGCGGACGAUGGCGGCUUUGAGAGCGGCGUGUACAACAACUCCGCCAUCAACACCCCCAACCUGGACGCCUUGGCCGGGCGCAGCCUCGUCUUCCGGAACGCCUUCACCUCCGUCAGCAGCUGCUCCCCCAGCAGGGCCAGCAUCCUGACCGGCUUACCCCAGCACCAAAAUGGGAUGUAUGGGCUGCACCAGGACGUGCACCAUUUCAACUCCUUUGACAAGGUGCAGAGUCUUUCCCUGCUGCUCAGCCAGGCACAUAUCCGGACAGGGAUAAUUGGGAAGAAGCACGUUGGGCCGGAGACGGUGUAUCCCUUUGAUUUUGCGUACACUGAGGAGAACAGUUCUGUGCUGCAGGUGGGCAGAAACAUCACCCGGAUCAAACGGCUCGUCCGGAAAUUCCUGCAGAGCCAGGACGAGAGCUCCCGUACUUCGUUCCAGACACUCCAGCCGCUCGCGCUGACCUGGCCGCCCAGUACACAACAAUCGGGCGCAUGGACCAAGGCAAGUACCCGCUGUGGUCGGGCAGCAGGACGUGGGGGCCCGAGCCCCCAGCGCAGGGUCUUGCUGGGUGAGAGGAGAAAACCCACCCUCAGCUGGGGCUGGGGACUGGGGCUGGGAUGGAGGCAGCCAUCCUGCUGGGUGAAAGUGCAGGUGCCCCCCGGCAGCCACACAGCUCUGCUCUUCUCUCUGCACGCAGGGAUCGGGCUGGUCCUGGAGGAGCUGCGCAACGCCGGCUUGCAUAACAACACACUGGUGAUUUACACCUCUGACAACGGCAUCCCCUUCCCCAGCGGCAGGACCAACCUGUACUGGUCGGGCACUGCUGAGCCCCUGCUGGUCUCCUCCCCCGAACACCCCGAGCGCUGGGGGCAGGUCAGCCAGGCUUACGCCAGCCUGCUGGAUCUCACGCCCACCAUCUUGGACUGGUUCGCCAUCCCCUAUCCCAGCUACAGCAUCUUCGGCACCAAGACAGUCCAGCUCACCGGGAAGUCGCUCCUGCCAGCCCUGGUGUCAGAGCAGCCCUGGGUCACGGCCUUCAGCAGCCAGAGCCACCAUGAGGUCACCAUGUACUACCCCAUGCGGGCGAUCCAGCACCAGCAGUUCCGCCUGAUCCACAACCUCAACUUCAGGAUGCCUUUCCCGAUCGACCAGGACUUCUACGUCUCGCCAACCUUCCAGGACCUGCUCAGCCGGACCAGAGCCAGGCAGCCGACCCAUUGGAACAAGACCCUGCACCAGUACUAUUACAGGGACCGCUGGGAGCUGUUCGACCGGAGCAGCGAUCCCACCGAGAGCCGGAAUCUGGUCUCCGACCCCCAGUACGCCGAGGUCUUGGAGCUGCUCAAAGCCCACCUGUUGAAGUGGCAGUGGGACACUAAUGACCCUUGGGUGUGUGCCCCAGACGGCGUCUUAGAGGAAAAACUGAGCCCCCAGUGCCAGCCACUUUACAAUGAACUGUGAGUCACCAGCUCACCUUGCGGGAGUCCUGUCUGCAUUCCUUACACCAGCCCAGCCCCAGGUCCUGCUUGGCCCUCGGCUCCUCCCCAAAUCCUGUUACAGCCCCAGAACCCCCAAGGGAACAGCUAGCUCGUCUGCCAAAUGAGACCUCAAGUGCCUAAACAUGCAGCCCCCGGGCUCCAGGGUCCACAGAGCGACCCCGCAGCCACGCCAGAGCUCCAGCCACCCUCCGUCUAGCACAAGGUGGGGCAGCAACCAGAGAUGGGCUGGUCCCACUCCCCCAUUCACACAACUGGCGUGUGCUUUGUGUGUCAAAACAGCAUCUGCCCCUGAAGCUCAAACGGGACAUUUUCCUCCUCACUGGGGUGUCAUCGCACCCGGCAACAGGCAGCGCUGGACUGCAGCCAACCCGAAAGCUGUCAAAUACAUGAUCUCAAUAAAGUCGCUGGGAAGAGAACGUC
Messenger RNA from Terrapene triunguis (Three-toed box turtle), 2014 nucleotides. RefSeq names its product N-sulfoglucosamine sulfohydrolase (gene SGSH). The record is from RefSeq and is a predicted model, not a curated record. NCBI's taxonomy places the organism in Eukaryota, Metazoa, Chordata, Testudines, Emydidae. Gene Ontology annotation, molecular function: N-sulfoglucosamine sulfohydrolase activity. The transcript is spliced from 6 exons. Gene Ontology annotation, biological process: glycosaminoglycan catabolic process; heparan sulfate proteoglycan catabolic process. Bases 21 to 1556 code for a protein of 511 amino acids.